AUGAGAUACGCUCACGACGACUUGCUUAUGAACUCACAAGCUACUUCGCCGAUACGGGAAAAUGUGGAUUAUAUGUCUCCAUGCGAACCUCACUUGGAGAAUGAUUUAAACUUAUACAUGUGUUGGAAGCUGCAUUCUGUGGAUGAUUCAUGCUAUCAAGAUCAACGUUUAGCCAACAUUAGUUGGAGAAGAUGGUCUAAGAACUUGUAUCAUUUAAAGUGUUUGCAUCCAUAUGAAAUCAACUGGUUUAAAGAAUAUGAUAUCACAUGGUUGUACGGACCAAAGUUUACGCAUCCAUAUUACGAGUCAGAUUUCUUUACAUCUUCAUCACAUCCAAAGAACACCAAUGAUAAUAACUACACCACAACCGUUCGUCCUAUAAAUAUCCCUAAAAGAGAAAGUGUUUCAAGCGAAUCAUCCGUGUUUUCGUAUCUGUCUUCGUGUUCCUCGUCUUCAAGUUUAGAUUGCUAUCGUAAACCGAAUUUGAAAAAGGAAUCCAAUUCACCAUUUGCGGCUCAAUGUGGCGAUACGCCACGGAAGAAGAAGAAGGUGAGCUUUAACUACAUCAUCAACUCCCGCGAGAUCAUCAAUGGCAUAUCAGUCGACUAUGACUUCCUUGAUGAGAAAGUCAUGGCCUAA
Messenger RNA from Lizanozyma spartinae, 639 nucleotides. RefSeq lists its product as uncharacterized. The record is from RefSeq and is a predicted model, not a curated record. The transcript has a single exon. Lineage: Eukaryota; Fungi; Ascomycota; Pichiomycetes; Serinales; Debaryomycetaceae. The coding region runs from base 1 to 639 and encodes 212 amino acids.